Dipodomys spectabilis (banner-tailed kangaroo rat) is the source of this 1920-nucleotide messenger RNA. Its product is annotated as basic proline-rich protein-like. The record is from RefSeq and is a predicted model, not a curated record. The coding region runs from base 1 to 1920 and encodes 639 amino acids. The transcript has a single exon. NCBI's taxonomy places the organism in Eukaryota, Metazoa, Chordata, Mammalia, Rodentia, Heteromyidae.
AUGGGGUCGUUCUGCCGCCGGCGGGGGAGGAGCCGGAGGCCGGGCGGGGCGGGGCGGGAGGCGGGCGGGGCGGGGCCGAGCCCGGCGGACGCUCCGCCCCCGAGGCCGGGGAACGUGGGGGACGUGACCGCGCCAAGGGAGGAGCCGCGCCGUAUUGCCUGGAAUAGGCGCCCUCACCCCGCCUCCGGGCGCGGGCGGGCGGGCGAGCGCGGGGCCCGCGCGCCGAGCCCUCCGCGGGGACCCGGGCUCCGGGCGCCGCUCCGCCCGCGGCAGAGGCCGUCCGAGCCGCCCGUUUCACAGAUGGAGGCUGAGGCGGGGAGGCCCGGGCUCGCCGGCCGCGGGGCCGCCCGCCCGCCCCGCCCCGCCCCGCCCCGGUUCCGCGCCGGAGUAGCCCGAGGCCGGGGCUCCGCUCACGGGGCCCCGAGUGCCGCACGCGGCUCCUCCCGGCUCCCAGGGGCAGGGCCAGCGGGGCCCGCACCGACCGCUCCCGCCUCCCGCGCCCCCGAGCCGGCGGCCGAGCUCGGGGGCGCUGCCUGGGAUCGGAGGGAGGCUGAGGGCCGCCCCGCAUCCCGCACCUUGCGCCCCGCAUCCCGCGUCCCGCGCCCUCACGGCCGCCCCGCACCCCGCGCCCCGCACCCCGCGCCCUCACGGCCGCCCCGCACCCCCCACUCCGCGCCCUCACGGCCGCCCCGCACCCCGCGCCCCCCACCCCGCGCCCUCACGGCCGCCCCGCACCCCCCACUCCGCGCCCUCACGGCCGCCCCGCACCCCGCGCCCCCCAUCCCGCGCCCUCACGGCCGCCCCGCACCCCGCGCCCCCCAUCCCGCGCCCUCACGGCCGCCCCUCGCGCCGGCCGGGGCCCUCGUCCCCUCCGCCGCGCAGCCGAGGCCGGGGGCCGGGGCGAUGGGGCCGGAAACCCCGGGAAGCGCGCACCCCGGCCGCGGGCUCGGGGCGACCGGCCUGCCUGUGCCGGCCCCGGGACCCGACCGGCCGCGGGGACGAAGCGGGCUCCGGCGCCCCGGCGGGCGCGUCACCGCGCGCUUUUCCUGGGAGAAAACUUCCCGGGCGCGGGGUCCGGGCGGCGCGCGGGGCGGCCCCGCUCGUCGGGCCGGCGGGGGAGCCGUGCGCACGUGCGCCCUCCACCCGCGCGUUCCCGCCGCCCGCGGCCCCGCGCUCCGGCCCGGUCCCCGACGCGCGGACGCCCGCGAGGGCCGGAGGGGGUCUCAGCCCGCGGGGCCCAGCCGUCCCGCGCCUACCCGCCGCCGCCGCCGCCGCCGCCGCCGCCGCUGCCCUCGCGCCGCCGGGGGCGACUUUAAGCGCUCGGCCCGCGCGGCCCGGCCCCCGCGCACGUCACCGCCGCCCGGCGCCGCCCCGCGCCCCGCCCGGACCCCGCGCCCCGCCGCCCCCCCGACGGCGCGGGCCCCGGUCCGCGGCUCCGUCGGCGCGGCCCCCGCCGCAGGGCGGCCGCGCGGACCUCCGCGCCCGCGCCCGGCCGGCCACGGCUCGGGACGGGCGUCGCCCGGGUCGCAGCCCCGCCGGGUCCCGGCCCGCGCCGUCCGCCGCCGCGCGCGUCCGCUCCACGUCCCUCGCCAUUUCCAUGAAACGAGCGGGCAGCCGGCGCCGAGGCGGCCCCGAGGGGCGGAGCGCACCGGGCCGAGGCCGCGCCCGCCCGCCCGCGGCGGGGAAGCUCCCACCUUCCCGCCCGACACCCUGGCUGCUCCGGAGGCCGGGACAGGGAAGCCCCUGAGGCCGACUCCGGCUCACCGAGCACCGGCCUCGGUCGAGAAGCCCAAGGAACAACGUCGGGCCCGGAGCGUCAGCCCGAGUUCACACCCCCGAAACAAACAGCCCACCUUCCCAUGGGCCCCUCCAAGGGACCAGGAGCGGUCAGGUUUGACCCCCGCCCUGCCUGGGGCCUGA